Linum trigynum is the source of this 5666-nucleotide messenger RNA. Lineage: Eukaryota; Viridiplantae; Streptophyta; Magnoliopsida; Malpighiales; Linaceae. The record is from the annotation of a GenBank genome assembly.
CUAUCUAUCUAUCUAUAAAAUAUAUAAAAGGGUUUCUCAAAACCCCCUCAUCCACGUCAGCCUCCUUGGCUUCCCCGCAACUUUCGGGCUUCUUUAUUUUUAUUAGUUUUUCUUUUCCCUAAAGUCUAAACCGUUCCCUUCCAAUCGUCAUGUUUCUUUAUUUUUUUUGGAUCAUGCUAAAGCUUUUUGAAUGCUCUGCACUGUAACGGCAAAAACCGCAAUCCACAAUCAUUAUAAUAACCACUUAGGGUGCGCCUUCAUCGUUCAUGGCCCAUCAAAAUCGAGAUCCGUAAUUUCUUCUCCCUCUAAAAGUCAUCCUCGCGAUGAUAAUAAGAUCAUGGAUUUCCCUUAUGCAUCACUUCUCAUCAUUCCCGACCCUUUCACUUCUAAAAUCUCUUGAUCUGUAAUUUCUUAACAUUGAAUGACAUGUCCUAUUCCGAAACUUCCUCCAACCAUCUUCUGGUGUCGGCGGCGCCCCCAGAAACCCAGAUCUCGAAUUUGUAACUCGACUCAUACUCAAGCAAGAUUUUUAAUACUAGCCCAACCUCAAGAUCCGACGAGUUCAGCGUCGCAAAGUUCGACCAAGUCCCUACCUUUGGAGACGAGGCGAGAGAUUGGCCCGAUCCAAUAAGAAGUAAGAUAGAGAGCAAUUAAGAGGGAUUGGGCUAUCGAUGCUUUGUGUGGUGGGAUCGGGAUUAGCCAUUUCGGAGAAGGAUAGAAGGAACGGGAAGAUGGCAGUGGGAAGAGAUGGCAGCGGAUGGGAUGUUGUCGGUGGUGAUGGUGGGGAAGAGGUAGAAGAAGACACGCAAAAGAUUGGAGCUUUUUCCCUUUUCUGAUACAAAGAUUCCCCCCCCCCCCCUCCUUUUUGUUGGUAGAAAAAUAAUUGUUUUUUCUCCUAAAUUAUCGGAUACAAAAUGAUUUUCUUGAUUAAAAUGAGUUGUAUUUGAUUAAGUAUAAUUCUGGUAACUUUAAAUAAACCUAACAGAUAAUUUUAUUAUUUGUUUAAAUCAUCAAUGUUUUGCCGUCAUUUUGCAUUUUGAUAAGUUGAACUGUUAUUUUGCAUAAAUAAGAAAGAUUCAGAAUUUCUAUUAAAAUGAUAACAAUCGCAUCAAAUUGAAAAAUAAAAGACAAAUUUACCAAAAUCACCUGCCCAAAGGGCAGGGUACAAGCUAGUUGAAAUAAGUACAAUUUUAUCCGAUUCAAAUGUUUGUAUGCCCUACUUUUGAUACGAUUCUUUGGUUAAUUGGGUCCGAUUCCGCACCGAAUCGGGCCAUACCCAACCCUUACCUCAGCGCGCCUUAUCGAAACAGCAAAAUAUGACAGGCGGAGAGGCAGCCACAUUUCUCAUCAAUUUCCCUCUCCAUCCCAAACAAUCCUGCUUCAUCUCUUCUACUUCCACUCUUUCGCCGGUCUCACUUCCCCUGCCCGAGUGAAAUUCCCUCGGAAUUCUCGAACCAGAAGAAGAAAGCUCCGGUGAGUGCUUCCAUUGAUGCUCCCUAAUUAGAGUCGGGCCUGUGCAAUUUGUUUGUAUUCCUUUGAACACAUGGAGUUAUAAAUAAUCUGGUUUUUUAGUUUGUGGUACUGAGGGGGUUAAGGGGGGAGAAAAGGGUGUCGGAAAGUUUGUUCUUUUAUCUUCUUCCAUGGGGUCGAUGGUGGUGUUAGUUGGAAGCAUGCCGUCUUUAGCUUCUUUAGUUAGCCUGGGGAGCUUGGGCAUGGCGGCAGGGACCUCUACUGCUCCCGAAUCCUCGUCUUACUCCAUCGUCCGUAGGGUUUCCGUGUCGAAACGCGCCCUUAGGCGAGCCAGGACGUGGCAUUGUAUAUCAACAACUUCGUCAAUUUGUAGAUACUCUGUUACCACCACGGAUUUCAUUCCCGAGCAGGCUAAUGCAGUGCCGUCUCCUGAUCCGAACAGUACAUUGAGAGUCAAUAAUAAUAACGGCGAUGCUAGUGAAGGUGAUGGUACUGAUGUUGUACUCCAAGCUGCUCCAAAGCCUCUCUUGAGACCUUCCCUUGGGUUGAAGAGUCCGUCUCGAGAGGCUUCAUCGACUAAUAAUAAGGUGGAGAGUGAUGGGGAUGAUGAGAGGGAAAGGGUGAUCCAGUCUCUUGGUGAGGUUCUGGAGAAGGCGGAGAAGCUUGAAACUGGUAAGCCGAGUCAGCUCGGUAGUCGAAAUGGUAGUAGUGGGACUAGCAGUAGUGUAGAUAAGACAGUGGCGGCAUCCAAUCAGGUAAAUCCAGCUGCGGCUACUCGUAAAGCUAAGACCUUGAAGAGUGUAUGGAGGAAAGGCGACACAGUGGCGAAUGUGCAGAGGGUGGUGAAGGAGAUUCCCAAGACUGUGAAUAAGGUUGUUAAAGAAGAACCUCUAACUAGUAUUGACGGGGAUAAACUGGAAUCGCAACCCAAAGCCAUGCAACCACCUCUAAGACAGCAGCCUCAGUUGCAGGCCAGGCCAGCUGCGGCUCCUCCUCGACCUGUAGUUAAGAAGCCUGUCAUCUUGAAGGAUGUUGGGGCAUCUCCGAAAUCAUCGGUAGUUUCUGAUGAAGUCGACGUAGUUAGUUCUGGUAAGAGUAAAGAACGACAGCCAAUAUUGGUGGACAAAUUUGCACGUAAGAAGCCUGCUGUUGAUCCUAUGAUUUCUCAGGUUUUAGCCCCAACAAAGACAGGGGGGAAGGGACCUGCUAUGGGGAAGUUCAGAGAGAAGAGGAAAAAUGUUUCAGCUGGGAGCCCAAGGAGGCGGCUGUUGGCUGAUGACGAUGUACCCGAUGAUGAGGCAUCCGAGCUGAAUGUCUCGAUACCUGGUGCAAGGAAAGGGAGGAAAUGGAGUAAAGCUAGUAGGAGAGCAGCUAGACUACAGGCGGCCAAAGAUGCUGCUCCAGUGAAAGUAGAGAUUUUGGAGGUAGGGGAGAAAGGCAUGGAAGUGGAGGAACUAGCCUUCAAUUUGGCCAUCGGUGAAGGUGAUGUUCUCGGUUAUCUAUACUCGAAGGGAAUUAAACCUGAUGGGGUGCAAGUACUGGAUAAGGACAUGGUGAAGAUGAUAUGUCAAGAGUAUGAGGUGGAGGUUGUUGAUGCUGAUCCAGUUAAAUAUGAAGAGAUGGCUAGAAAGAAGGAAAUAUUUGAUGAAGAUGAUUUGGACAAACUGGAAGGAAGGCCUCCUGUACUAACAAUAAUGGGUCACGUCGAUCAUGGCAAAACAACUUUGCUGGACCACAUUCGUAAAACUAAGGUGGCUGCAUCAGAGGCUGGUGGGAUUACUCAAGGAAUCGGAGCAUAUGAAGUUCUUGUACCUGUGGAUGGCAAAAUGCAACCAUGUGUCUUCCUUGAUACUCCUGGGCAUGAGGCAUUUGGAGCAAUGAGAGCACGUGGUGCACGAGUGACGGAUAUUGCUGUAAUUGUGGUGGCAGCGGAUGAUGGUAUUCGUCCUCAGACAAAUGAGGCCAUAGCUCACGCCAAAGCUGCUGGUGUACCUAUUGUAAUUGCUAUAAAUAAGAUAGACAAAGAUGGAGCUAAUCCAGAAAGAGUGAUGCAAGAGCUGUCUUCAAUAGGUCUCAUGCCAGAGGAUUGGGGUGGUGACAUCCCAAUGGUUCAGAUCAGUGCCCUAAAGGGGAAGAACAUUGAUGAACUGUUGGAAACUGUUAUGCUUGUUGCGGAGCUACAAGAAUUGAAGGCGAACCCUCACAGGAACGCCAAGGGAACUGUUAUUGAGGCAGGUCUUCACAAAGCUAAAGGACCCAUGGCUACAUUUAUUGUACAGAAUGGAACCCUAAAAAAAGGGGAUGUUGUGGCUUGUGGGGAGGCCUUUGGAAAGGUGCGGGCUUUAUUUAACGAUAGUGGAAGUCAAGUUGACAAAGCUGGACCGUCAAUACCUGUACAGGUCAUUGGAUUGAAUAAUGUACCACAAGCAGGCGAUGAAUUUGAAGUUGUUGGCUCACUUGAUAUUGCCCGUGAAAAAGCAGAAGCACGUGCUGUCUCAUUGCGAGAUGAGCGCAUAUCAGCAAAGGCUGGGGAUGUGAAAGUGACACUUUCUUCCUUAGCCUCGGCUGUUUCUUCUGGAAAGCUAUCUGGUUUGGACUUGCAUCAGCUGAACAUUAUACUGAAAGUUGACCUUCAGGGGUCUAUUGAGGCUGUGAGGCAAGCAUUACAGAUACUCCCUCAAGACAAUGUCUCCUUGAAGUUCCUCUUGCAAGCAACAGGGGAUAUAAGCACCAGUGAUGUUGAUCUUGCUGCUGCUAGUGAAUCUAUCAUUUUUGGAUUUAAUGUGAAAGUACCAGGUUCCGUUAAGAAGUACGCUGAGAACAAAGGAGUAGAGGUGCGGCUCUAUAGAGUCAUCUAUGAACUUAUUGAUGAUGUUCGCAACGCAAUGGAAGGACUUUUGGAUUCUGUUGAGGAACAAGACAUGAUUGGGUCAGCAGAUGUCCGAGCUGUAUUCAGCAGUGGCAGUGGUCGUGUUGCUGGGUGCAUGGUGACUGAAGGGAAGGUGGAGAAAGGAUGUGGCAUUAAGGUGGUACGGAACAAGAAAACUGUCCAUGUCGGUGUUCUUGAUUCUUUAAGAAGGGUGAAAGAAAUCGUGAAGGAGGUAAGUGCUGGCCUAGAAUGCGGUAUUGGGUUAGAAGAUUUCGAUGAUUUCGAGGAAGGAGAUGUGCUGGAGGCUUUCAACAAGGUCGAGAAGCGACGAACCUUAGAAGAGGCGUCGGCUUCAAUGGCUGCAGCUGUGCAAGGAAUGAACUGACGUGACUAUAUAGAUCAUCUUCAUAAGUGCAGGAAAAAAAAAUAGCAUUUUGGAAAAUGGACGACAACCCAACUCGAGGGGGAUGCGUCACAAAUGGACUUAUAUUGGUUGACCAACAGCAGCAGACUGUAAGAGGAAUCCAUCAACUGGUUCGGGCAGGCAGGCUGCUGCAUUCGUGAGCAUUGCGAAAGUCUGCAGAUGCAAAACUCAUAACCCAGAAUGAGGAAGGUGGGUGGGGAUGGAUGCAAUGUAGGGGGCAGUGAUUUUUAGUUUGUGCAUUGCUUGUUAUGUAUGCCAUCCAGUUGGUGUAUAUAGUGAUGGUGGUGGGGUGAUGAUUAUUGUAUAUCUUCUUCUUCUUCACAUCUCAGCGGAUCUUUCUGCAAAAGAAAGAGAAGUAACUAAUUUAAAGGCUUAUCAAUCAAUCAUUCUCAGCCAAGUUCAUUUCUUUCAUGCAUCUUUCAGUUUUUCUUAAGCUAGCUCACUGUAAAAAAUGUACUCUCAGGUUAAUAUAAAAUCGUAGUUCAUAGUCGUAGAUGAUAAGAGCUGUUGUGACGAAGCUAAAAGCACCAUUGGGUAAGUAGGAGGUUAAGGUUGUACAAGCAUAUCAUGAGCUAAAUCAUGUUAUCAAGUUUUUAAUUAACUAAUUUUCGUUAACAAGGAAUACUCCGUCUCUAUCGAUAUUUUAUUAUUUAUAGUCGAUACAUAUAAAAGGAUUUAAUGUUGAUAUUCUUCGGGUAUCUUAGGGGUCGUUUGGAAGUUGCAAUUGUUAGUGUUGUAUUUGUUAAAUACAUGCAAUACAACGAUUUAACAUACGCAACUUCCAAACGACCCCUUAGUCUCGUAUGAUUAGUAAUAGUAAAAUAGGUUAAAACACCUCUUGAAGUAGCUUUACUGGAGGACAAAAGAUAACCAAACAAUUUUUAAUAGAAUAGACAUUACGAU